AUGGCAGCAAGUGAGCCGCUCGAGGAGCAGCCACCAGCGCCGCACGCGACCGUGCAGGGCCGCGUGACCGGCAUCAUCUACCCCCCGCUCGACAUCCGUGCCGUGGUGGACAAGACGGCGCAGUUUGUCGCGAAUAACGGGCGCGCGUUCGAGAGCCGCAUCGUUGGCGAGCGCAUGUCGACCAAGUUCUCGUUCCUGCGCGAGUCGGACCCGUACCACGCGUACUACGAGCACAAGGUGAGCGAGUUGAUUGCCAAGAAGAAAGAAGCGGUCGGAGAGCCGCAGCAGGAGGAGGUAGCAGCGCAUGCAGAGGAACAGACGCCGCGGGAUGUGAACGCGACGGUCCAAGAGGCACCGAACAACGUGCUGCAAGCCGCUUCAAGUGAAGUGGUUGUGGAGAAAAAGGCGGUGCAGAAUGUGGCCGCACAAGUGGCCAAGAAGAUCAACGAGACGGAGCUGGAGCCGCCACCGGAGGAGAAGUUUAUUAUCAAGCACCCGGCACUUAGUGCACUGGACCAGGAGAUCAUGUACCUCACGGCACAAUACACUGCACUGAGUGGCAGCUCGUUUCUAUCGGGGUUAGCGACGCGCGAGCAGCGGAACCCACAAUUUGACUUUCUCAAGCCGACGCAUCCAUUGUUUGCGUACUUUACCGCACUUGUGGAAAGUUAUACGCUGGUACUGGCCAAGCAGGAGGAGCAGAUAAAGCGGAUCGAAGAAGGCGUAGAGCGCAUGCAAGUGCUGGAUCGAUGCGUGCAUCGAAUGGAGUGGCAACGUACCGAGCGGGAGCGCAAAGACAAGGAGGCGGCAGAGAGCGAUGCAGAGCGCCGCGCUUUGGCACAGAUUGACUGGCACGACUUUGUGGUUGUGGAGACGAUCACUUUUGACGAUAAUGACAAUUUGGGCGCUUCUGCCGCUCGUGAUGAGGGAGAAGGCAAGGCAUCUGAUGACGAAGAUAUGGAUAUGGAAGAGGAGGAAGUCGACGAUGACGACGACGAGUCAAACCCAGAUAUAAAGGUGGUUGAAAACUAUAUCCCGCAAGCAACAGCAGCGACAGCGCAGCAACCAUUGUUAAGUGUCGAUGGUAAAACGCUUUCGUCUGCUGAAGCAAAUGAACACAUGCGCAUUUUGCUGAUGAACCCAAAGUGGCGCGAAGAAACCCAGCGCCAUUUGGAAAAGCAGAAAGAGAGCUCAUACGCGGUAGGCUCGGCGAUCGCAGACUCGCUGCGGCGGUUUGCUACAAAACGCGCGGACAUAUUUGCUUCUUCAGCUGAAGAAGAAGCACGGCUUUUACAAGCGACGACAGCGCCGACUGCUGCAGAGCAACAGCAACGACAGCAGCAGGAACAUCUUGAGGAGAUGGAUUCUGACAAAGAAGAAAAGUCUGACUCUGACUUCGGGACACCUGGAAACCAGCAAAUGCCUGAGCAUGCUGGGCGCACUGAACAAGAACUGGUGUCUGCGAGCGUUCCAAACCUGGAGCCGGGUGGCCACAUGGUACCGGCUUCUGUGACUGGGGCUCCAGGUAUGACUGCUCCAGCGACUGGCCACCCAGGGACAACCAUUCCUGUUGUAGGAAUUCCUGGCAUGAUGCCACCACCCGUGAUGGUACCGGGAACCCUGAGCGUUGGUCCUCCUCGAAUGAUGCCUCCUGGAAUGGGAGUGCCUGGCUUGGCGCCUUUGGGUUCUGCCCCCGGCAAUUUCAUCCCUCCACACAUGCGAGCGCCAAACGUAGGCCCACCAGGAGUGGUCCAUGGUCCACCUGGUGUCGGUGCUGGGCCCCCUGGCGUUUUAGCAGCAAGUGGACCCCCAGGCGAAGACCUUGAACCGGCCACAAAGAGGCAGCGUACAGGUGGAUCAUCGUUGCUGCCGGAAAAGGAGUUUGCUAGUCGGCAUCCGGGGAUUGUGCGAUUGAUUGUGAAAGUCCCGAACGACCCGGACAACGCUCACUGGAAGCUAGAGGGACAGACGCUAGCGAUAGAGUUGGAUGUGAAGGACAGUAUGCGAACACUCAAGGAAAAACUGACGACCGAGUUACAGGGUAUGCCGGUGAACAAGCAGCAGCUCAAGUUCUCGAUGGGAUUCGUCAAGGAUGCCCUUUCGUGUGCACACUACAAUUUUGUGAACGACACGGAGCUCGAGCUGAGUGUUCGCCAGCGCGGUGGCAGGCGAUAG
Messenger RNA from Peronospora matthiolae, 2175 nucleotides. The record is from the annotation of a GenBank genome assembly. Lineage: Eukaryota; Oomycota; Peronosporomycetes; Peronosporales; Peronosporaceae.